This is a messenger RNA of Polistes dominula (European paper wasp), 1253 nucleotides long. Its product is annotated as ras-related protein Rab-18-B. The record is from RefSeq and is a predicted model, not a curated record. Gene Ontology annotation, molecular function: GTP binding; GTPase activity. Lineage: Eukaryota; Metazoa; Arthropoda; Insecta; Hymenoptera; Vespidae.
UAAAGGAAUCUUUAUCAUAGAAGGGAGAAUUUCUAUUUCUGCAGUUACGUUCUUGUGUGUCAUCGUAUUAAUUUGUGACGCGUUUAUGUUGUUGAUAAUUGAUACUUAUGAAGUGCAGAUAUAUUGUUGCAUUAUCAAAAGUCAAUUUCGUGUCGUAGAAAAAUAAUACGACGCAAACGUUCAAGAAAGUAUAGUUAAAUAUACAUCAUGGAUGAUCAUAACAUGGAUCAAAAUAUUUUAACAGUUCUUAAACUUCUUAUGAUAGGAGAAUCUAACGUGGGUAAAUCAAGUAUACUUUUAAGGUUCACAGAAGAUGAAUUCUCGGAAAAUAUGCGAAAUACAGUUGGUAUGGACUAUAAAACAAAAUAUAUCACAAUCGAUGAUAGUAUAGUAAAACUUGCUAUUUGGGAUACCGCUGGACAAGAACGAUUUCGUACUUUAACACCAAGUUAUUAUAGAGAUGGACAAGGAGCUAUUCUAGUAUAUGAUGUUACCGAUAGGAAUACAUUUUUAAAACUAGAUACAUGGCUUAACGAAUUAAAUACAUAUUGCAAUAAAACAGAUAUUGUUAAGAUGAUAGUUGGUAAUAAAAUAGAUCUACCUAACAGAGAGGUAAGCAAUGAAGAAGGUUUACAAUUUGCUAGAAGACAUCAGUCGCUUUAUAUCGAAAGUAGUGCUAAAACUGCGGAUGGAGUUAAGUGUUGCUUUGAGGAGCUCGUUCAAAAGAUAUUGCAAACUCCCGGUUUGUGGGAUACUCAAUCGCAAAAAUAUAUCGAUAAUGGCAAUAAUACAACUGGUGCGAGAUAUCGAAUGGGAAAAAGAGGAUUACAAUUGACGGAUGGUUACGAACCACAAAAUUAUUCAUAUUCGCGUUGUUAUUGUAGUAUGAUUUAAGUGGCUGUGAUAAAGAAAUUCUUUUGGUAAUGAUUGUAAUCAUGAUGCCUACUGUAUGGUAUGUUGUUUAUUUAAACAACAAGAAUAAGUUAUAAUGAAUAAUUAAUAAUACUGUAAAUCAUUGUUAGAAUUAUAUUAAAUUAGAUAAAGAAACAAACAUACACCUUUCACAUCUGUGAACAAUACAAACAAAAUGUGCUAACAAUUUUAUUAUAAAUUAAUCAUUCACAUUUAACGACGAAUUUAAAAAAAUAUCAUCAAUUUAUAGUUAUAUAUUGCAGGUGUACAAAAAAAUCGGACGUAGGAUGAGCCAAGAAUGAAAAAGCUGAUGCUUUGAACCAUUAAUAAUAAUAAUAAUA